This is a messenger RNA of Thunnus maccoyii (southern bluefin tuna), 2392 nucleotides long. It is a transcript of the gene hexim1, whose product is annotated as HEXIM P-TEFb complex subunit 1. The transcript has a single exon. Gene Ontology annotation, biological process: negative regulation of cyclin-dependent protein serine/threonine kinase activity; negative regulation of transcription by RNA polymerase II. NCBI's taxonomy places the organism in Eukaryota, Metazoa, Chordata, Actinopteri, Scombriformes, Scombridae. Gene Ontology annotation, molecular function: 7SK snRNA binding; cyclin-dependent protein serine/threonine kinase inhibitor activity. The record is from RefSeq and is a predicted model, not a curated record. Gene Ontology annotation, cellular component: nucleoplasm; nucleus; cytoplasm. Bases 815 to 1921 code for a protein of 368 amino acids.
AACAAGCCCUACGUUCUCACGUUUAAAACGCGCUUAUUUAUUCCAGGAUCAAUAUAUAGCCAUUCUAAAGUAUUUUAGUGCGUCUGUCUUUCAUUACUUUUAAUCGCGUCCCCUUCAUUUGCAGAUAGUAGCGUCCUUAAAAAUGCCCCGGACUGCUUUCUUGGUAUAGUUUACGUACUUCUGAUUGACUAUUGGACUGCCCAAUCAGAAAAUACCAUAAGCUUAGCAACAGCAAAGUUAUACUCUUAUCCAAUCAACAAAGAGGAGGGUGGGCUUUAGUGUAGUCAAGAUCCUAACACUUGAUUGGUUUAUAUGCUCGUCAGUUAUCGUAGACUUGUGGGCUAUGUAGUUUGAUGUGCAGUCCUCCGCCAGUGUUGCGCUGAAAUCCAAACCACAUGUCCCACAAUCCAAUAGGCGUCGCGAGCAGCAGCAUGCGCACGGCUGGAGGCGGAGCCACUAUAUAAGCACGAGCUCCCUCUUCUUGAGUAGCACACUGGACACUGUUGUGACGGCGGAACACAGUCUCCGGGUGAACGAAAGCUCUGACAGCGUCGAAACAGUUAAUGGUAGUUAGCGACAGUUGCUCUGACAAACCCUUGGAGGAGUAACAAGUGUUUACUGUUCGGAAGUUUACUUUAACUUUGCGAGAGUUUGUUUUCAAACGUGAUAUUCAAACUUUUUUUGGUGACUCCUGCUCAUUCUGGAAUACGUAUAUUUUGUUCAAAUUUAAGUUUUUUUUUAAACGAACUUUUAAGCUCAGUUUUGAGAGCAUGAGCAUAAUUUAAAAUGCGCUGAAGCGGAGCCGGCAGAGCGGAUGAUCAGGAUGACAGAGCCAGUGGAGCAGACCCAUCACCUGAAAACUUCAGGCAGCCCAUCAGGUGGGAGCAGCGGAGCCGCUUUGGAGCAUCUCCCAGCCAGCAACCGUGGUAGGCCAGAGGACGGCGACAGGGGGCGACAGAGAGACCACAAGCAGCAACAGCGGGCGGAGAACUGUGAGGAUAUCAACACAGACAAGUUAUGGCAAAUGAAAGGCGAACAGAGGGGGGUGUGUCCUGCCUUCGCAGCCGGAAACGAUCGCACAAAGUGCCCGAUUGCACCUCAGCCUCUCCAGAAACCCGAUGUUCUUGCAGCAGGCGACGGUAAUCACACCUCACAGGGAAACGGCGAAGACGAACCGCUGGAGGAGACUUUGAGCCAGGUGCAAGAGGAGUUGCAUAUCGACUCCGACACUGGCUUAGAUGCGCGCCUGGGCAAGAAGAGGCACAGGCGUCGGACCUCCAGGAAGAAGCGCCACUGGAAGCCUUAUUUUAAACUUUCCUGGGAGGAAAAGAAAGCCCUGGAUGAGAGAGAGACUGAAAGGGCUUCCCGGUUAAGAGAGGAGAUGUUCGCCAAAGGGCUCCCAGUGGCCCCCUACAACACCACCCAGUUCCUGAUGGAUGAGCACGACCGAGAGGAGCCCGACCUGAACACCGAGACCGGGGUCAGGCGGCCCUCGGGGGUGGGUGGGCGCAUGGAAGACACGGGCAGCGAGGAGGACUUUUUCGAUAACGAGGAAGAGGAUGAUGAUGACGGCAGCGGCGGAGGUAGCGACGGCAUCGGGAGGCCCGGAAACGCAGGUGGGGAGUUUCUCCAGAGAGACUUUUCCGAGACCUACGAGAUGUACCACGUCGAGAGCCUGCAGAAUAUGACCAAGCAGGAGCUGGUGCAGGAGUACCUGGAGCUGGAGAAGUGCAUGUCCCGGUUGGAGGAGGAGAACAACCGGCUGAGGCGCGCCGUGGAGCCCGGGGGUCUGACCGUGGAGAGCUCCCUGGUCCGGCUCAGAGAGCUGGAGAGAGAACUGGAGAGACUGAGGGCCCAAAACACGGAGCUCCUUCUGCAAAACCACCCGAGCAAAGACAGGGGCCAGGUCGCUACCAACUAAGGACACAUGUCAAGUAGGGAAAAUCCCUUAAAAAACACGGGACUACUGCAUUUAAAAUAAUGUCAUCCGUUUUCUGUAAUCUGUUUGUCAUCUGGACGACAAAGUCCUUGCAUUGCAAUGCAAUACUUGACGUUUCUUUUCUAUUUGGACUGUAAGGGUGUCCUGUUCAUUUUUCAUUUUUCAAGAGGAAAUGUAAAUAUUUCAAAAAAAUAAGAAUUUUUUUUGUAAAGAGUUGUAUUUGACAACACGAGAGUAUUUAGUUUGUUUUCCUGCUCAACUAUAUCCAUUGACAUAAAUACUGGAUUUUUGAAUUUUAAAACAAACAUUGUAUGUUGCAUUUCCCACUCAGAAAUUGAAUAACAAAUUUGCAGCUAAUUGGGCCGGAUUGCAAAAGAUUGUUUUGCAGGAUAAAAUUUUAACAGUUGUGUGUUAACAUAAGUUCAAAUAAAAAUUUUGAAAUUCUGAUUAUAA